CCGCCCCAGCCUGCGACCUCGCUCCUUCUCUCGCCCGGGGGCCCCUGCCGGUCGCUCUCCGGGUUUCGGCGCGGCGGGGGCGCCCACGGGGUGCCCUCGCCCUCUGGGUGCGUGUGGACGGGAGGCGGGCGGGAUGUGGCGCCUGGUGCCCCCGAAGCUGGGCCGCCUGUCCCGCUCGCUGAAGCUGGCGGCGCUGGGCAGCCUGUUGGUGCUGAUGGUGCUGCACUCGCCGUCGCUGCUCGCCUCCUGGCAGCGCAACGAGCUGGCCGACCGGCGUUUCCUGCAGCUCAAUAAGUGCCCGGCGUGCUUCGGCACGAGCUGGUGCCGCCGCUUCCUCAACGGACAGGUGGUGUUCGAGGCGUGGGGCCGCUUGCGCCUGCUGGACUUCCUCAACGUGAAGAACGUCUACUUCGCGCAGUACGGUGAGCCCCGCGAGGGCGGCCGCCGCCGAGUGGUGCUCAAGCGCCUCGGCUCGCAGCGCGAGCUGGCGCAGCUCGACCAGAGCAUCUGCAAACGGGCCACCGGCCGACCUCGCUGCGACCUGCUCCAGGCCAUGCCCCGCACCGAGUUCGCGCGCCUCAACGGCGACGUGCGGCUGCUCACGCCCGAGGCGGUGGAAGGCUGGUCGGACCUGGUGCACUGCCCCUCGCAGCGCCUGCUCGAUCGCCUGGUGCGCCGCUAUGCCGAGACCAAGGACUCGGGCAGCUUCCUGCUGCGCAACCUCAAGGACUCGGAGCGCAUGCAACUGCUGCUGACCCUGGCCUUCAACCCCGAGCCGCUGGUGCUACAGAGUUUUCCAUCUGAUGAAGGUUGGCCAUUUGCAAAAUAUCUUGGAGCUUGUGGAAGAAUGGUGGCUGUAAGUUAUGUUGGAGAAGAACUGUGGAGUUACUUUAAUGCACCAUGGGAGAAACGAGUUGACCUCGCUUGGCAGUUAAUGGAAAUAGCAGAGCAGCUUACAAACAAUGACUUUGAAUUUGCACUCUACCUCCUGGACGUCAGUUUUGACAAUUUUGCAGUUGGUCCUAGAGAUGGGAAGGUAAUCAUUGUGGAUGCUGAAAAUGUUUUGGUUGCUGACAAAAGGUUAAUUAGACAAAAUAAACCUGAAAAUUGGGAUGUAUGGUAUGAAAGCAAAUUUGAUGACUGUGAUAAGGAGGCUUGCUUAUCAUUUUCAAAAGAAAUUCUUUGUGCUCGUGCGACUGUGGACCACAAUUACUAUGCUGUUUGUCAGAACCUCUUAUCCAGACAUGCCACCUGGCGUGGCACUUCUGGAGGACUUCUUCAUGACCCACCAAGUGAAAUUGCCAAAGACGGCCGACUAGAGGCCUUGCUGGACGAGUGUGCCAACCCAAAGAAGCGCUAUGGCAGAUUCCAGGCUGCAAAAGAACUGCGUGAAUACCUAGCACAAUUAAGUAACAAUGUGAGGUAGUCUAUGGUGAAUUUUUCUUUUCUCCAUUUAAAUAGCACUGACUAAAACUAAACCACCAAAAACUAUCUGGAAAAAUGAAAUUUGGAAGUAAUACAUUCAGAAGAUAACUUGCACUGAUAAAUCUUAUGUUAACAUCAAAAUAAGACAUUACUUCAAAAAUCUUGUGACGCUUCUGCAAAUAAGUUUGUUCUUACACUUUGGAGACUUGAGCUAUCAUCAUUGACUGCUUUGCUCCCCCGAAUGCCUGAGUGAAUUUAUGAAUAUUGUGAAGCUAUUGGAAAUGAGUCUGAUAGUUACAUUGGCUUGUGUAUCAAAAGGUACUUGGUAUUUGACUUAGUUUGCAUUACUAUCAUGAUUUUGUGAAUCUCUUGCAUUUACUUUGAAUGUCAAGUUAGAUUGGCCUGUUUUAUAGGCCAUUUUUUCCUUCUGAUGUAUAGGUGUUUUUUUCCACUCAUUUUUAUGUUUUUUUUUAAUUAAAUUUUACACAUUCAGGUUA
This is a messenger RNA of Zalophus californianus (California sea lion), 1922 nucleotides long. RefSeq names its product divergent protein kinase domain 2A (gene DIPK2A). The record is from RefSeq and is a predicted model, not a curated record. Lineage: Eukaryota; Metazoa; Chordata; Mammalia; Carnivora; Otariidae. Gene Ontology annotation, biological process: regulation of phosphatidylinositol 3-kinase/protein kinase B signal transduction; cardiac muscle cell proliferation. Bases 134 to 1426 code for a protein of 430 amino acids. Gene Ontology annotation, cellular component: COPI vesicle coat. The transcript has 3 exons.